UGAUAAGACAUACUAUUUUUCAGGUGGUGUUGUUUUAGGGGAAAAGGAGCGUAUUAUGGAACGUAGAUAAACUGUUUAAGCCGAUGUAAAAACUGCUGAAAAAAUAACACUUCAUCAAAUGAUUAGGCGUUUGAUUAGUUAUACGUCAACGUCAGAUCUGAUCUGACAUAACAUAACACUUCCACUUUGAUUUGAUUGAAUGCAAGCGGGUAGUGAUAGCAAUGCAAUCUGUAUAAAUAUUUCACGAAUUAUCAUACAAAACACAUAAGCUGUAUAUGUAUAGGGUCCUACAUAAAGCAGAAAAAUGACUUUCUUCGAAGACACUUUGAUAAUCCUGAUUUCUCAGACGGUGUUCUUUGUAGGCGGUUGGAUAUUCUUUGUGAAACAAUUGUUUCGCGAUUAUGAAGUUCACCAUACGCUGGUGCAGUUAAUUUUUUCAGUGACCUUCGCAUUGAGCUGCACUAUGUUUGAAUUGAUCAUAUUUGAGAUCAUAGGAUACUUGGAUUCAAGUUCCCGCUACUUUCACUGGAACCUAGGACUGUACUCCUUACUGUUCAUGGUGAUUGCCCUGCUACCAUUUUACAUUGCGUACUUCUGCAUCAGCAACAUCAGAUUUGUGUCCCAGAACAUGAUAAGGCCACUAACAGUAUUUGUGUGGUUCAUCUAUCUCUAUUUCUUCUGGAAAAUUGGUGAUCCAUUUCCUAUAUUGAGUCCAAAACAGGGUAUAUUUUCGAUAGAGCAAGGUGUGUCGCGAAUAGGCGUCAUUGGAGUGACUGUGAUGGCUCUCCUCUCUGGGUUUGGUGCUGUUAACUAUCCAUAUACCUCUAUGGCUAUAUUUAUAAGACCUGUCACCCAAGCCGAUGUCCUAUCAAUAGAGAAGAAAUUACUUCAAACAAUGGACAUGAUAUUAGUUAAAAAGAAAAGGAUAGCACUAGCGGAAGCUAACAACGUCGGAGGGAGACAGCAAUAUGGCUUGUUGGACCAAGCAAAUAAGAACAAGGGAUUUUGGACGAAUAUUUUGUCGAGUGUUGGCAGCAUCGCCAAUCCGCUUAGUCAUAGCUCAGAGAACAUAACUCAGCUCCGCCAAGAAAUCGCCGCCCUCGAAGAGCUAAGUCGGCAGCUGUUUUUAGAAGCCCACGAUGCCAGAACGGCGCGAGAGAAGGCCGAAUGGUCCAAAACCUUCCAGGGGAAGUAUUUUAACUGCCUCGGUUACUUCUUCUCGCUCUAUUGCAUUUGGAAGAUAUUCAUUUCUACGAUAAACAUAGUCUUCGACCGCGUGGGUAAGAAAGACCCAGUGACCCGAGGCCUAGAGCUGGUCGUCCAUUGGCUCGGGCUCAGCAUCGAUGUCGCCUUCUGGUCGCAACACGUGUCCUUCAUCCUCGUCGGCUGCAUCGUGCUCACCAGCAUACGCGGCCUGCUGCUCACUCUCACUAAGUUCUUCUACGCGAUAUCAUCAUCGAAGUCAUCAAACAUCAUCGUGCUAAUACUCGCACAAAUCAUGGGCAUGUAUUUCUGUUCGUCAGUCCUACUGAUGCGAAUGAACAUGCCACCUGAGUAUCGCAUCAUCAUCACGCAAGUGUUAGGUGACUUACAGUUCAAUUUCUAUCACAGGUGGUUCGACGUCAUUUUCUUAGUUAGCGCGCUUACUAGUAUAUUCACGUUGUAUUUAGCGCAUAAGCAGCCUUCGGUCAGCUAGCUUGACUGGUAGGUUUAGGCAUGUUACUUAUUUAAAAGUCAGCAGUGAAUGCAUUACUUAUGCGCUUAGAAAUUUCAGGACAUUGCCUGUUAGCGUCAUGUGAAGAUUUUUUUGACUGUGUACGGAAGUAAAUGAUACCGACACUGACUAUGUGCACAGUUUAAGAAGGCACUGAACUGAAGUUUGGUUAAGAAUUUAAGUAACUUUGUUGUACAUAUCCUAACUUAUAUAAUAUCAUAUUUUAAAAUAGGUUAAAAAUCAAUUCAUGUUGUUAGUUACUCGUACUUUGUAUAAUAUUUUCCUUAACACAUUCAGUGCCAAUAACACAUUGAUUUGUUCAAAUUUGGCGCAAAUGGGGCGCUUGGCACAGAAAAUGUUAAUUUCACCUCUCAGGUACAAAAGCAACCAAAGUAGUAAAUGACAUUGAUUGUUCAAAAAUUGAUCGAGUUGUAAAGCAAUUUUUUCUUUGUGAAAUCAAUCAUAUUAAACAGAGAUUGCCUCAUUAUUAUUAUUGUGCUGGGUAACUUGCAGUUUAACUUUUAUCGUUGACGGUUCGCUACAAUUCAGUAAAAUUUGUUCGUUUUAUAAAAAAAAGUGUGAAACAUGAUAUGAUGCAUAAAUUCCAGGGGGGGGGGGGGGUCUCACCGUAGCUGACAUUGUAAAUGUACCUAGUGACCUAAGUGCUAUUGUUGUAAAAAAUAACUAGAAUUACUUUCGUUAGUACAGGUAAAGAUAAUUUGUAAUGGAGGUGUAUUGUCAAAGAAAACUCUAGCCACGUCAAUUUACUGCCAUCUCUCAACACUUUCAGAACGCCAUUUGACUUUGAUCCUUAUUCUUUCACUGAUGUAUUAAAUUUGUUAAAUAUCAAAAAAUGCCGCCAUCUUACCGGGCACAACCUAAAGGUUAUGUACGGCGCCUUCGCUGGAAACGAUGUCGCUAUACCUUUGGCCUUCGAUCUAUUAGAUGGCGCCACUUUUUGAUAUCUAAAAAAAUUAACACAUAGGUAUCAGUGUAAGAAUAAGGAUCAAUAGUCGAAUCGCGUUCCAAAGGGGCCCACUGAUUAACAGUCCGCCAGACUAUGGAAGGUAGGAAUAGAAACUCCAUAUACCAAAAAGUGUCCGACAAAAAACCAUAAAUAGGUGGCGCUACAAUACCUAGAAUACGUCACUCCGUCAAUAACUUUUUGCGUCUCUCCACUCACUGAGGCGUCCUCAAAAUUUCCUUCCUCUUCAAACCAAAAUAACUCUCGCUUGUUCACUUUUACUCCCGUUGUUAGAUUACGCUGAUACUGUUUUCUUGGACCUUAGUGAGGAGUUACUGGACAAACUCGAGCGAUUGCAAAAUAUUUGUAUUCGAUAUAUUUUCGGUCUACGUAAGUUUGAUCAUGUAUCCCAGUUUCGAUCUCAGCUUGGCUGGCUUCCGAAUCGUCGUCGACGAGAUGGGCAUGUCCUAUCAUUGC
Molecule: messenger RNA, 3155 nt
Organism: Cydia pomonella (codling moth)
Lineage: Eukaryota; Metazoa; Arthropoda; Insecta; Lepidoptera; Tortricidae
Gene: GPHR
Product: Golgi pH regulator
Exons: 9
Coding region: 305-1696 (463 amino acids)
Biological process (GO): intracellular pH reduction
Cellular component (GO): Golgi cisterna membrane
Molecular function (GO): voltage-gated monoatomic anion channel activity
Source: RefSeq, a predicted model, not a curated record